AUGGCCACCACGAUUACUUCAACAAUCAAGCUGGCCAGCGGGUACGAGAUUCCUCGCUUAGGCUUUGGAAGGAAACAGAGCGAUGCUGUCUCGAUGCCUUCAAAGCUGGCUACCGCCACAUUGAUUCCGCCGCGGCAUACCGCAAUGAAGAAGGCUGCGGAAACGCCAUCCGUGCAUCGGGAAUCCCCCCGAGAUCAGAUCUUCUUCACCUCCAAAGUCUUUGACAUCAGCUAUGACGCCGCCAAAGCGCAGGUCGAUAAGAGCUUGGCGCUGUCAAAGCUGGCGUAUAUCGACCUGAUGCUCUUGCACAAGCCUAUGGGCGGUUCCGAGAAUCGCAAAGGUGCCUGGAAAGCACUGGUCGAAGCCGUUGAAGCCGGCAAAGUCCGGUCCAUCGGGGUGAGCAACUAUGGCGUCCAUCACCUCAAUGAGCUUGAGCAACACAUUGCUGAGCUCGAGGCGGAACACGGCAAGGGUAAAGGGGGUGUGGUGAGUGUUCAACAGGUUGAGCUUCAUCCGUGGUUGGCGCGUAAGGAUAUCGUCGAUUGGUGCACGCAGCGCGGGAUCGCUGUUCAAGCUUACUGUCCCAUUGUGCGCGGGAAUCGGUGGGAUGAACCUGCGCUUCAGCGGCUGGUGAAGAAGUAUGGAAAGACAGAGGCCCAGGUGUUGAUUCGGUGGAGUCUGGAUAAAGGUUUCAUUCCGUUGCCGAAGAGUGUGACUCCAUCGCGGAUUGCGGCUAAUGCGGAAGUGUUUGAUUUUGCCUUGACUCCUGACGAGGUGAAGGGGCUGGAGACGGAUGAAUAUAGUCCAGUGGCGUGGGAUCCAACUGUGUCUAGGCUUGAAGAUUAA
Penicillium maclennaniae is the source of this 846-nucleotide messenger RNA. Its product is annotated as aldo/keto reductase family protein. Gene Ontology annotation, molecular function: oxidoreductase activity. Lineage: Eukaryota; Fungi; Ascomycota; Eurotiomycetes; Eurotiales; Aspergillaceae. The transcript is spliced from 4 exons. The record is from RefSeq and is a predicted model, not a curated record. The coding region runs from base 1 to 846 and encodes 281 amino acids.